UCUCCGUCGCGAAGUCGAGUACGUCUCUCCACUAUCUUUUGAAUAUUGUGAUAAAUGACGGUCACGUAAUGGUGCUCACAGCUGAUAGUAACGCUAUAGCCUCAGGGUGCAAGGGGCGGACACGGAAAACCUUGAACUAGGGUAGGGAGGUAUGUGAGUAAGAGCAUUAGAGCUUACAUUGCACGCAAAUACACAGCGAGUUCAAUGAACUGCUGAGAACAUGAGCGCGGAGAACAGAUGCUGAAACAACUGCGAAACAUGAGUGUGGAAAUACUAAAACUGCACUGUCCAAGCCUCAAUGAUAUUAGCAAAGUUCUAAAGAAAAGACUAAUUGGAAACUUUGCAACUGUGGAGGUCAAUGUGACAGAUUGUCCCAACCUGACAGCACCACCUUUCCACCUUGCUGCUGCAGGACUUUGUGGUUCAACCAGGAUAGUGGAUGUCGGUGGACCACCAUACCUUCUACCUCUGCCCCAACUUGACAAGGUCUACAACAUCGCAGACAUUGCAAAGCGGGUAAAUUUGCCGUCAGCAUUCAUUAUCGGUGCAGGCGCUGGACCCUACAAUCUUGUUGGUGUAAACUCUGAGCUAAUCCCAAACCUGAAGUUGGACCCUGGCUGCCCAACUGGUUGCUCAGCCAUGCAGAGUUACAUCAGCAAAGUCGACCUAGGAGAUGGUAGCUGCAUCCAGGAAACUAUCAACUCCACUGAUUUCAGCAUCCUGGGAAACUUUUUCUUUUCUGAGGGAGCUCAGGGGAAGGUUCUAGAAGUGAAAGCAAAAGAGAGGAUAGGCGAGGAGAACCUUAUUUCUUGCAUCAGGAAGGCAUUGUCGGAAGAAUACGGAGACCAGCCUGUAGGAAUAGGUGGAGCUUUUCUAAUUGAGAGAGGAAAAGCCAAGAUUCAUAUAAUGUCCGACUUUUCUAAGGAGCCUUUAGAAAAUGACGAAGCCGUAGACGAGUGGCUAAAGUUUUACGAAAUGUCUGCGCCUCUCGUGUGCCUGACUGGAGAAUGUGUAUCAGCUGACCCUGGUAUGGACCUACGAGUGGAGCACACGCACUGCUUCAGUCAACACGGGGAAGGAGGCCACUACCACUAUGACACUACACCAGAGGAAGUUGCCUAUCAUGGGUUCUUUAACGUUGCGGAGUGCCUCUAUCGAGUUGACAGGCCUGGUGAGACACAUGACCUUGGACGGGUCUGAGUGUGUGCUGGUGUUUCUCUCACAGCAAAAGACUGUUUGGAAUACAAGGACAUGAACUUUUUUUUUAUCUAUAGUGCACGAGUUUUUAAGAUAUUCAUUGUUAUAGAUUAUUUAUGAUACAAAUAUAUGCAAAUUGAGA
Messenger RNA from Priapulus caudatus, 1339 nucleotides. RefSeq names its product ester hydrolase C11orf54 homolog. The transcript is spliced from 8 exons. Gene Ontology annotation, molecular function: hydrolase activity, acting on ester bonds; zinc ion binding. Lineage: Eukaryota; Metazoa; Priapulida; Priapulimorpha; Priapulimorphida; Priapulidae. Bases 238 to 1200 code for a protein of 320 amino acids. Gene Ontology annotation, cellular component: nucleus. The record is from RefSeq and is a predicted model, not a curated record.